Haliotis rufescens (red abalone) is the source of this 1794-nucleotide messenger RNA. Its product is annotated as probable methyltransferase-like protein 24. Lineage: Eukaryota; Metazoa; Mollusca; Gastropoda; Lepetellida; Haliotidae. The transcript is spliced from 6 exons. The record is from RefSeq and is a predicted model, not a curated record. The coding region runs from base 158 to 1138 and encodes 326 amino acids.
AGCUUCCCAUCUUAUAACAAAAGCCGUCAGCUUGGGGUGCACUCAGUCUUGUGUGCAAGCUGACACGUUGACAGUGGGAUACACUGAAUCAGUCACUCGGAAUAUCUCCAAACAUACCGAUCAACAAUCCGAUCGAAUACACCCCGCUUACUCUACGAUGAGACGAAUCACUUUGGGAAAGCUUUUCAUCGGUGUGUCCACCGUGGCAUUGACAAUAUUUGUGUUCGUUUCCUUGAGUGACACAAUAUCUUCACGAAACAAAAAGGAAAUUGACGAAUUAGUCCAUGCGGUUCAGAGAUUGCGGAAGCUUGCCAAGACCAAAGGUAUUCAUGUCCAGGAAGAGGGAACCUACCCGGCUGCACCAGGCACGGGGGACAAAGUCACUGGCAGGGGCGAACCAAAUAUAUCCGAGAACCUUCAGGGUGGCUCCAGUUUCCGGAUAACUGAGUACUGGCAGGCCAGUUCCCUGAUAAAAUGGGAUUUUGAGAAACCGCCAGAAUAUGACUGUAAGAAUAAAUCCUCGGCCGGAAUAUACUUCAUCUGCCAAGAUCCUCCAUUUACCAUCAAGCCACCCUGCAUCGCAUACUCCUUUGGUGUCUAUACGAAAUGGGCGUUUGAGGAAACUCUUGGCAGAAUGGGAUGUGACACACAUUCGUUUGAUCCCAGUGUGAAAUGGGACGACCACAUACACAAGGGCGUGGUCAACUUCCACAAGCUGGGCAUCGGGGCAGAGGACACCGACACCUACAAGCCUGCCCGGGGGAUGUACGUGAAAGAGGAUCAGACGUGGAAGAUGAGGACGCUGCCGUCCAUCAUGAAGAUGCUGGGUCACGAGGGGAAAGUGAUUGACGUGCUAAAGGUGGACGUGGAGGGGUUUGAGUGGGCCAUGAUGCGGCAGAUGCUAGACACUGGCAUCAUCCACCGCGUGCGUCAGUUCAUUAUCGAGUGGCACCUGGUUCGGGACUUCCCGGCCAAGCAGACGUACAUGGAUCUGCUUCGCCUUUACUACAGGAUGAAGGAUGCGGGAUUCCGCACGUUCUCCGUGGAUUUCAGGUUCCCGGGAUUUUCUUUGAAACGAUGGAGAAUACAAUCGGAUGUGAUGUAUGUAAAUACCAAGUUUAGUCCAAAUAGCCAGUAGUUGCUCAGCCUGUAUGUUUCAAUGGAUGGCGUGUUGUACAUGAGCUUAUGUAAAUGAUGUGAUUGAUAUAUUCGGCUGUUCAUGUAGUAAUGCCGUGUUUGUUUAUUGAAUAUCAGUUUUUUUCUUAGUUCUAUAUUGUGAUGCAAUUGAACAUCACACACACACACACAUGUAUAUAUCAUAACGCCGAUCCGGGGAGGGGGAGUGUCAGGGGGGCGCGCUCGUCUCAUUGUUUACAAUAGCGUACAAAAAACAUGUACGUCUUGGACUACACACGGCGAUUGUUUACCGAUUGAAUUGUGUGCAUUCCUGUAUUAUUUGUUUUACUUGAAACCACCUCUUGCCGUCCACCACCUCUGUUAAAAACCUGUAUAAUAUACAGUUAAGCAGAACGUGUAUUGGUUUAAAACUGCACGUGUACCCACCCCUGGGGUUUCCUUUACCACACAUGCGGAGCACUUAAAUUAAAAAAAUGGGUCGGGUGAUCUACCUUUUUACGACAUAGUAUAUUUACAGGUCGCCGUCAUACAUAUUAUUGCAGAGUGUUGAACAACAAACAUGUUCUCAUAUUGUAAGUUAAUAGUGUUAAUGCCCCAUCACACAUCCCAAGCGUUUUCUACUAUCUGCCGCCCCCAACUGACCCCCCACGUCCUCCC